CCAUCAUAUUGGGCGUUGCCGAGUGAACUAUAAAAUCUUGACCAAACUUCCAGAAAGCCCCCGCACUCUUCACUGAAUCUUAAACUACAGUUUCUGCCUCUUUGCGACCUGCACCCACUUCUGCAGCCAUGACUGACUUAGAGAAUUGCAUGGAGUCUCUGAUUAAAAUAUUCCACUGCUAUGCCGAUGAAGACAAAGAUAAAACGACCUUAAGCAAGAAAGAACUGACCAAACUGAUAGAGAAAGAGUUACCCACCUUUCUGAAAACCCAGAAGAACCCCAAAGUUGUGGAUGAGAUCAAGAAAGAUUUGGACCAAAACGGAGAUGAUAAGGUGGACUUUCAAGAGUUUCUUUCCCUCGUCACCGGCCUCUCAAUAGCCUGUGAGAAGUGUUUCAUGCUCCUUGAACAGAAGAAGGGCAAGAAGUGUUGUUGAGUAAGAUCAUUUUGUAGCACACAUGGGUGCCAGAUUCUGAAGUAAAAACUGCCUUUGACAAUCUU
This is a messenger RNA of Anoplopoma fimbria (sablefish), 499 nucleotides long. RefSeq names its product protein S100-A1-like. Gene Ontology annotation, cellular component: cytoplasm. Gene Ontology annotation, molecular function: calcium ion binding. NCBI's taxonomy places the organism in Eukaryota, Metazoa, Chordata, Actinopteri, Perciformes, Anoplopomatidae. The record is from RefSeq and is a predicted model, not a curated record. Bases 129 to 434 code for a protein of 101 amino acids. The transcript is spliced from 3 exons.